GGAAACGGACGAGAAGUAUCCCCUUUUUGAUGAGGCCAUCAGGGGAGCAGGAGGUAUUCCCGUUUCGAAGAUGAACGUGAAAGGCCUUGCUCGAUUUAAGAACAAGCCGGCCAAGGAUCCGAAGGGGUCGGAUGCGGGCGGCCAAAAGCCCGUUGGUGCGUAUUUCAAGAAGCCCGAGGGCGAUGUUGCGGCCGCGAAGAGGAAAACGACGACAAAGGAAUCCCCCCCGGCUACCAAGAGAUCGAAGAAGGGGGACGCCACGAAGAAGGACCCCCCGAUAGUGAUCGUGGAUGAGCAUUCAACCUCCG
This is a messenger RNA of Cuscuta europaea, 308 nucleotides long. Lineage: Eukaryota; Viridiplantae; Streptophyta; Magnoliopsida; Solanales; Convolvulaceae. The record is from the annotation of a GenBank genome assembly.